Messenger RNA from Plasmodium gonderi, 2691 nucleotides. RefSeq lists its product as hypothetical. Gene Ontology annotation, biological process: biosynthetic process. The record is from RefSeq and is a predicted model, not a curated record. NCBI's taxonomy places the organism in Eukaryota, Apicomplexa, Aconoidasida, Haemosporida, Plasmodiidae. Bases 1 to 2691 code for a protein of 896 amino acids. The transcript is spliced from 2 exons. Gene Ontology annotation, cellular component: eukaryotic translation initiation factor 2B complex. Gene Ontology annotation, molecular function: translation initiation factor binding; translation initiation factor activity; guanyl-nucleotide exchange factor activity.
AUGAAAAAGGAUGCAGAUUUUAACGUGUUCUAUGAUGAGGAAAAGAAAAACCUUGUAGGGUUAUUAGUUGAAAAUAAUUUUGAUGAAAUAUAUGAGCCGUUAACAACUGAGAGUCUGAGAUUGUUUUUGCCGCUUAAUGGAGUGUACCUAAUUGAUUAUCAGUUACAUUUUUUUAAGCAAAAUAAUAUUAAAAAGAUUUAUAUAAUAGUAACUCAUCAUGAAAAAGAAUUACUUCAUUACAUUGAAAAGUUUCAAAAAAGUAAAAAAAGAUACCACGAUUUAAAUAUAGAGAUAAUUAAAUUGAGUAAAAAAGUAAAAACAUUAGGAGAUGCAUUGAGAGAUUUUAAGAAAUGUGUAGAAAUUUAUCAUGAUGUAUUAUUGUUACUUUCUGAUACAAUUCCAAUUGCAAAUGUAAAAGAAAUUAUAAAAGCACAUUUUACAAAUAAGGAAAAGUGCAAAAAUCAAAUUAUGACACUUUUCUUAUCUCAUUGUAGUGAUGAAUAUAAAUCACACAAUGACGAUUUUGUAAUAGGAUAUGACAAUUUUUCCUUCAAGCUUUUAUUAUUUGAAUCAUUAAAAAAUAAAAAUUAUUUAAUAUUAAGUAGUGAAAUAUUUGAUGAGGUAAAAAAAAACGAUAAAGCAGUAGCAAGUGGAAAAGGAAAAGGAAAAAGUGGUGGAUGUGAUGGAAGAAAGGUAAAUGAAAUAUCUUGUGUAGAUAAAUUAAAUGAAAAUAAAGAACACAAAUUUCCAUUGUCCAAUUUUAAUACAUGUACUAACUCUAUUAUUAUUUCGUAUGAUUUAGUAAUACCAAACAUUUUUAUUAUUACUCCUCAAGUUUUCAAAUUAUUUGAUGAUAAUUUUGAUUAUCAGUGCAUAAAAAAAGAUUUUAUAUACAACAUACUGAAACAAGAAAUUAAAAUAGAAGAAAUUUAUGUACAUAUUUUGAAUAAUGAUUACAAUUACACCGAAUGUAAUCAAAUAAUAACAACUUUAACAGAUUUUAGAAUAUAUUUUAAAUUUUUUAAAACAUUAAUUGAAAGAAAUAUACAUCCAUUUCUAGCCAAUUCUUCUCAUUUAUUACCAGAUUUACCAAAGUUUACGUUCUCGGAACCAGGAUUAUACAAGGCAAAAAAUGCCAUUAUUAAUGAUACCUGUAAAUUAUUAAAAAUUGUACUAGUUGAAAAUUAUACAGAAAUUUUAGAAAAUACAAUUAUUGAAAAUUCCAUUAUUUGUAAAAAUUGCAAAAUUGGAAAAAAUGUAAAAAUUGUAAAUAGUAUUAUAGGAAAAAACUCUAUAAUUAAAGAUAACGUAAUUAUACUCAGUUCAUUUGUCAGUGAAAACAAUAUCAUUAAUCAAAAUGUGCUUAUUGAUGAAUGUUGUGUAAUCGGGAAAAAUAUGAACAUACCAUUCGAUACACAAAUUAAUAAACAUACUAGGUUAAGUGUGUACAAACAUAUAAAGGAACAAAUGAAAUUGCACAAACAAAGCAAAAAGACGGAAGACAGUAGGCUUGAGAAUGAGGAGGAAGGGAAGAAGAGUAAGGAAGAUAAUGAGGAUAAGGAUUUUAUCACAAACGUAAACAAAGAUGUGGGUAUUAUGAAACUUGAGCAAUUCUCUAAUGCAGAAAUAAAUGGAGAAAGCACACGGAAUGAAAAUGCGAACCAAGAGUGCUAUCAGCCAACCUGUGCAGAAGUUGUUCAGGAGGAGAUGAAUGCCUCUAAAGAAGUAGAUGAAAUGAAGGUAGAAAUGGGUUCUUCCAAUGAAGUAGGAGAAAUGAAGGAAAAUGUGGAUUCUUCAAAAGGAGGAGAAAUGAAGGAAGAUGUGGAUGCUUCAAAAGGAGGAGAAAUGACGGAGGGGACAAAAAAAGGAACCCACGAAUGUGACAUUUUUAAUGCAGAAUCAUUUGAUCUGAACAACUUCAUCGUAAAAACCAAGUAUUCAGAGGAUCAGCUGAGGUUAUUUUCGUUAAUUGGGAACGCCGAAAAUUAUGAAAAAAUGAAAAUGGCUAAUUUUUCAGAAUAUGAUUCAGAAGAAGAAAGUGACGAAGAUUCUGUUUAUUCGACAUCUAAAAAUUACAGCACUUUGAGUGACACAAAUGUAAGUAACAAAGAAGAUGAAUUGAAUAAAGAUAACUCUACAAGCAUUAGUGAUAUUAAUAAUCACUUUGAAAAUAUAAAUGUGGAAAAUGAGAAAACCUCCUUUGUAAAAGAAAUAAGCUUACUGUGUAAAGAAGCACUUGAGAAACCACAAUAUAUGAGUCACAAAAUAUUGGAAAUGAAAAGUUUCAGACUUUCAUUAAAUUACACAGAUUUAGAUGUUAUCAUUUCAUUUUUUCCAAUUUUCUGGGAUUUUAUUAACAACAUGCAGUUUGAUAAAAAUACAUGGGUUGGAAAUUUCGACAAUGCAAAAUUGGAUUUGUUAUUUUCUUCCUUCCUUCUAGAUGAUCAGAUAUACUAUGAGACAAUUUAUGGGUUGAUUUUAGACUUUUCCAAAAAACAAUACUUGGAGAAUAAUGUUAAAAAUAAUAUAUAUGGCUCUGAUAAACUGUGCGGGGCCUUUGAAUACAUUUACCACUCGGAUAUAUUUGAAUUUAACCAUUUUAAUGAAUGGGUCUGCAAGAACGAAGCAGAUGAAUAUUUGACAAACAACAAGCGCUUAAAGGCUUUUGCAGAAUGGCUAUCAGAAGAAUAA